AUGUCUACCAGCGCAGAGACAAUCAACUUCGUCACCUGUUUUUUUGUAGAUGGGAUUGUCCGACCUGGCCAUCUCCCCAUCUACCAGGAUCUGAUCAUCAAAGCCAGGGUCGUCAAGGAUGUUUUUGCCAUGUAUUCACUGUGCGUCCCCGUUUUCAUCUACGUCGGCCCCGGAUGCCCUGCUAGACACCGCUUGAGAUCUAUUGUCAAUCAGACACAAGUGAAUGACACCCUCCUCAUGAUCACCAAGAAAAUCAUCGUUGGGAUACCAAUGUACGGCCGGUGUUUCAAAAUGACCAAGGCAGGAAGCUGGCGGCACAGCCUCGGGGGCCGCGCCAAGUUGAUGCGCCGAUACCAUGGAUUAUAUUUCCAAUCUGAGACUCAUGAUAUUCUUGUAAAUGGAGGCGUGGAGCAAUAUUACAGCGACGACAGAAAUAUCCUCAGGUAUAAUGGCCUUGAGUGGGGAGUGUCGCGGCUGAACACUGAUCCUUACCAGAAGCGACCCAACUGGGUCCAAGCGAUUAACUUUGGAAGAAUCUCUGAUUGUGCCAUUGACCUAGACGCAAACUGCGAUGCUAAUAGUGGUCUCGGUAAAGGUGGCAACGGCAGUACUAGCAAGGGUGAAAACGGGGGCGCCGGCAAGUUUAUCAUCAGCCCUGACAUCUCCAGCCAAACAGUCGAUGCUCAAGUAUCUUGCUGGCCGCCUGACAACUGUAUUUUUCACCUAUGGAUACUGGACCAGACGACCACAAUCUUGCCUCCCAAGGUGACGGUCAACUGCUUUGAGAACUAG
This is a messenger RNA of Trichoderma virens Gv29-8, 792 nucleotides long. RefSeq names its product glycoside hydrolase family 18 protein (gene TVC11). The coding region runs from base 1 to 792 and encodes 263 amino acids. Lineage: Eukaryota; Fungi; Ascomycota; Sordariomycetes; Hypocreales; Hypocreaceae. The record is from RefSeq and is a predicted model, not a curated record. The transcript is spliced from 3 exons.